UGCUUGUGUACUACUACCUUAUUUCAUAUACAAAAAUUACUGAAAAUGGAUCAGACUUCCAUGAAAACUCUUGGAAGAAAACAUAAAUGUAAAUCUUCCUGACCUUGGAUUAGGAAUAAUUUCCCGGAUAUAAUAGCAAAUACACAAGCCACAAAAGAAAAAGUAGAUACAUUGGCAUAAUCAAACUUAAAACCUUUUUGCUUUGAAGAAUAUCAUCAAGAAAGUGAAAAGAUGAUCCAAAGAAUGGGAGGAAAUUUUUGCAAAGUUAAAUGUCUGAUAAGGGACUUCAAUCUAAAAUAUGUAUAAAGUACUCCUACAACUUAGUAAUAAAAACAAAAACAAAACAUUUAAAAAUGGGCAAAGAAUCUGAAUAGGCAUUUUUCUAGAGAGGAUGUACAAAUGACCAAUAAACACAUGAAAGAUGCUCAACAUCAAUAACAGGGAAUUGCAAAUCAAAAACACAAUGAGAUACUACUGCUCAUCCACUAGGAUGGCUAAAAUCAAAAGAACAAAUAAUAACAAGUAUUGGCAAGGAGCUGGAAAAAUUGAAAUCCUCAUACAUUGAUAGAAGGAAACAAAUCAUGUAGCCCCUUUGAAAACCAGUCUGGAAGUUUCUCAAAAAGUUAAAUAUAGAUUUACCACAUGACCCAGCACAUAACUCCUAUAUAUAUGGAUACAUAUAUGUAUGUGUGUGUGUAUCUAUCUAUAGAUCUAUGUAUAGAUCUAUACAUAUAUAUCUACAUAUGCAUAUAUGUGUAUAUGUAUUUCCGAGAGAAUUGAAAAUAUGUUCACAAAAAGCAUAUAUACGGACAUUCAUCGCAGCAUUACUCAUAAUAACCAAAAAAUGGUAACAACCCAAAUGUCCUAUCAAUUGGCAAAUGAAUAAACAGUAUAUAUUCCAUACUGUGGACUGAUAUUCAGUCAUAAAAAAGAAAUGAAGUAUUUCUUAUGCCACUACUGGUACUUGCUUCUGUGCUCAUUCAGUGUGGACCUGAUACCUCCUUUGUGAAGUGGCAGAGGAGGAUACUCUGAAAUUCUCCAUGGUCAAUGAAAAGCCCAAGGAAGGAGUCAAGACUGAGAAAAAUGAUCAUAUUAAUUUGAAGGUGUUGGGUCAGGAUGCUUCUGUGAUCAAAAAAAUAAAAAAUAAAAAAAAGAUUAAGAGGCAUACAACACUUAGCAAACUAAUGGAAGCCUGCUGUCAACCACAGGGUUUGUCUAUAAGGCAGAUCAGAUUCUCAUUUGAAAGACAGCCAGCCAGUGAAACAGACAUACCCACACAGUUGGAAAUAGAGGAGGAAGAUAAAACUGAUGUGUUCCAGCAGCAGACAGAAGGUGUCUACUAAAGAAGGAACCUGCCACUUUGUUCCAGAACUCUGCUCCUACAGACCAAGAAUACAUUCUGUGUUAAAAAACUCAAUAUGGGGCGCCUGGGUGGCUCAGUCGAUUAAGUGUCCGACUUCAGCUCAGGUCAUGAUCUCGCAGUUCAUGGGUUUGAGCCCCGUGUCAGGCUCUGUGCUGACAGCUCAGAGCCUAGAUCCUGCUUCGGAUUCUGUGUCUCCCUUUCUCUCUGCCCCCUCACUCACACGCUGUCUCUCAAAAAUGAGUAAACAUUCAAAAAAAAAGGAAAGGGGUGCCCGGGUGGCUCAGUGAGUUG
Neofelis nebulosa (Clouded leopard) is the source of this 1654-nucleotide messenger RNA. Its product is annotated as small ubiquitin-related modifier 2-like. Gene Ontology annotation, molecular function: ubiquitin-like protein ligase binding; protein tag activity. Gene Ontology annotation, biological process: protein sumoylation. The transcript is spliced from 2 exons. The coding region runs from base 1041 to 1343 and encodes 100 amino acids. The record is from RefSeq and is a predicted model, not a curated record. Lineage: Eukaryota; Metazoa; Chordata; Mammalia; Carnivora; Felidae. Gene Ontology annotation, cellular component: nucleus.